Messenger RNA from Phymastichus coffea, 4370 nucleotides. RefSeq lists its product as uncharacterized. The transcript has 7 exons. The record is from RefSeq and is a predicted model, not a curated record. The coding region runs from base 391 to 1224 and encodes 277 amino acids. Lineage: Eukaryota; Metazoa; Arthropoda; Insecta; Hymenoptera; Eulophidae.
CAAAUUGUUUAACAUCUGGGUAUGUCUGUAAUAGCAGAAGAUGCAAGCAAUGUUAACAAAUAUAGAUCGACUAUAUUAACAUUAUUAGUAUAAUAACAUGUCAUUUGACUCAUUUUUUCACCAUGACAAACGUCUACUGAUGAUUUUUGAACAAACAGAAUCGGAAAGAGUUUUUCGAAUACAACAAUAAUAGAUGAAGUUGGCUGCUGGGAGCCCUUUAUUUCGAGGUGAACCAUCGAUGUCAAACACUGGUUCUGGGCUUGAGUUUACGUACCACAAAUCAUUUCAGAAAUUCAUGGUAUUUUUUAUUUGUAAUAGAGCAAAUGAUCAACUAAUGUUUAAAUAGAACAUUAAAUCAAAGUGACGUUUAUAAGUCAUUUUCAGACAAAUAUGGAUGUACCAAGUUACAAAGAUCAUACUUUUCAAUCACUGAAAAAAAAAAUCUUACCUCUUAUCCAGAAUAAAAUUUUUCUUGGGAGGUACACCGAGAAACGCUAUGUGGAAUCACUUCAAUCUUACAGGGAUAUAAUUGUUAUUGAAUCAAGUGAAGAUAUUAUUCCAAAUUUAAUGAAAUCAAAAGAAAUUUUAGAAACAUAUUCUAACAAAAAAUGGAUUGGAAUAUCAAGAGAUUUACAGAACAGUGAAUCAAAUGAUUGCCUUAUCUGGACAUAUGUAAACAAUGUUCCUAUUGGAAAACACUGGUUCCAACUAUCUGCUAUUAGAUUUGAAUCAAGAGAAAUAUUAUUGGAAAUUCAACAUAUUCAGCCUUACCGAUUACCAGAUAAAAGUAUAUUGUGUAGCGAUGAUCCUGAUUUUCCCAAAUUUGAUAUUAAUCAAAUAUUCACAUACGAAAAUGUAUGUGAGGCAAUUAAAUUCAGUGCAAUAGUUUUCAUGGCACUUUUUACAUUUGCUGUGGAAGCUGUAAAGUUUGUGUUAAAAUGGAGCAUAGAAUUAAGCUAUGUAAUUGUUAAUCUUGUGCAUGUCUGUACUCCAAUAUGUUUAGGCAUGUUGGAGUUUUUAACAAAAUGUGUGGGAGGAUUUUAUUGGAUGGUAUAUGUAAUAUUUCGAGGUACUCCGAGUACCUCUGCAGUACCAGCUGCACUUAUGAACAAUCAAAGACGAUCAAUUAAUUAUCAACGUUUUGGGGCAAAAGGUUAUAGAGAAAAUACUUCUCCCACAUCAAGAUUUAGUUCGCCAAAUUGGAAAAGUAACCAAAGAUAUUGAUUGACAAUAUAUCUUUAAUUUUAUUUUUUCAACGUUUUCAAAAUUGCGAUAUUUCUUAAUGUUACAGUACUAAUAUUAAAAACCAUUUUUAUCGAGAGAUAAUUUUAUAAUUCAAUGGUUUACAUGUGAUUUAAAAAAAAAAGUAAUUAAAAAAUAUGUAUAUUUAAAGGUAAUUUAUGAGAAACUUUUUGCUUUGAGUAUUUUAGUAACUCUUAAAACAUUAAUUCUUUUGAUGCUGAUUUUUUUAUAGUAAUAUUUAAAAUAAAAGUAAAUAUGCAUACCACCAUAAUUUUGUUUAAAUAACAUUCAAUCAACUGUUUGAUUGUAAGUAAUAGAUUUAUAAUAAAAACUUUCAAUAAUUUUGACUAGCUUUUUUUUUUGAGAAAAGAACAAUAAUUUUGCAUAAAUGAUGACAAAUAAUUGGAAAUUUUAAUAGUAAUGCUUUAAUCAAUAUUAAGUAAUUAAUAAAUGAAAAGUACAGUGUUAAGAUUCAUGUGCCAAGUUUAUGCACAUGGAAGCAAUCUAGACCACAGGCUUCAGUUCAAUUCACUCGAGACCUUAACUGGAUCAGACGAGUUCUACAAGUAAACAAAGCGAUAAAAUAAUAAUUAAAUUAACGAUUAUGUCAGUGUUAAAUGAGCAGCUUCGAACUUGAUUGAAUUUGGAUUAAUUUCUCUGUGGUGAGUAUAACAUAAAUUUUAACAAAUAAAAGAAAUAACGUAUGUAUAACAUUUGACACUUAUAAUACCAAACGAUUCCUUUAAAUUGUUUUGUUUUCAGUCUUGUUUAUUUUAGAUUUAUAUACAGUUCACACAUAGAAUAUUUACAUUUUAUAUAAUAGAAGUUAUUAUAUACGUAUUUUUUAAUUACACGAAUCUUCUCAUUUAUUAUAUUGUUCAUUAUUUCGUUUUGUUUAAUAUACUGUCUUAUGCGACUAAGAUUUAAAUUUUAUCAAACAAAUAUGAUUGUUUUCGACGGCGUCAAAAUCGGGGUGAUUGAAGAACGAAUACUUUCAAUUUGUCUAGAAAAUUUAUUUAAAACUAAACGUACAUUCAAUUAUAAUUGAAACUUUCAACACCUCUUUUAGGUACAAAAUAUAUAAAAAUGUUUAUUGACUUAGAAUAUGAAUAUGUAAUAAUUAUUAAAAAAUGAAUGAAUAUGACAUAAUAAUACUGUAAUUCAUAGUGAAAGUGAUUAUGAGUAUAAUAAAUUAUAAUAAAUGCGUAUAAUCAUCAUCAUUCUGAAAAACUACUUAGAAUCUAAAAAAAAACAGAUCUGAUAACAUCAUUAUCGAAGUCACGACUGGGCAAGUAUUUGCACAUCUCGAUUAAAAUAUUAAAAAUCAGCAUUGCUACUUCACUCUCGUUGAUGAUGGACAUGCCUUUGGCAACUAGCGUCCACUCGAGCCAAGGUACUUGAGAUAAGACUCGCCAGCUGCCAAGCCCUUGUUCCCUUACUUUUACUUUGUGUGAUAUUUGAUUUGAUACGUAUAAGUACAAUACGUCUCUCAGAUGUUUUACGCGCUUAUCGGACCAUCGCUCUUGUCGCCGUCGUUGUAGUACCGUUGUAUCUCCUAAAUAUAUUCCUGACCUGGAUCAGCCUCGAUAACAUUUGCCCGAGUUGGAACGACUGCAUGCGAAGUAUGCAAGUGAGCUAAGCAGGUCAACUAAACGUUCUCAUUCCAUUUUGAUCCAUGAUAUCUUUGACGUUUCUUCGAUGCAAAAUGAGUUUCUCGAUAAACAUCACCAGGCAAUCCCGUUCCGCUCUAUCUAUGCCUACGAUGUGUUUGGUGUUGAAUGUCCCCGUGUAAUAACGUUCGAGACUACAUAGUCGCACAGAUUCUAUACAAAAGCACUUCGUUUCGGUUUUAGUUAUUAGUAAAAAUCAACGAUACAGAUUAUUGAAAAAUUAAUGACAAAAUACUCAUUAAUAGGGUUGUCAGGUGAAUAUUUUUCAAGUGGUAAACUCAGAUAAUAAUCAUCAAUUUGAACUUCGACAAAUGCUGGUACUGAACCUCGAAUUCUCGAUGAUUCUAAACAAUUAAAGUUCCCCCGGAUAAAUCUCUCUCGAAAGUAAAAAUGCGUCUAUUUUAUUUUCUAUAGUCGUACAUAACUUCCUCGCGAGUCUUUGCGAUCCCAAACGAGAUUCAAAAACGCACAAUCUUGGUCAAAUUCAUAGUAAAAAAGUUUCAAUUUGUUUCAGAUUUCUCUCUGAUUAUUUCUCGUCUUACGAUGCCAAAUUUAUGCCCUGACAUCUAGAUGCAAUUUCUACAAUUCUCAUCUCUUUUUGUGGCCAUCCACUGUAGAUUCUAGUUGCGUGAUCUACUGCUAUUUUGAAAUUACCCCGGUGAUCCGAUAAUUUCUCUCUUUCCUUAUGCGUAUCUGACGUGUACAUUUUCCUUAGAAUCCAGGUAUCCCAGUAGUCCAAUUUGCCGUAAAAGAUAAAUAAUAAUUUCUGAAAGUGUAUCGAAGAUACAGUUGUCUACAAAAUUUACCAUGAUUCCAGCAGUCAAUAAACUAUUAAGAAAUUGUCUAUAGGCAAUUAAUGGAUUUUCAGCAAGAACCUACAGCUCCUAUAUUUGAUUGCCCUCGUGAUCAGACCAGCUCCUUUGACAAUAUAGCUAAUAUUGAACGUCGAAAUAAUUUGAAAUACGAUUUUCUGCCUCUCAAUGCUACCAUUUCCAAAAAGUUGCCGAAUGUCAGAUAUAGCAUCACUGACUACUAUAGGCGUCUUUUCCAUAAUUUUACAAACGAAAGUGACGACGUCAAUAUAUGUUGUUCGCAGGCAUGACAGGCGUGAAGACCGUAUGUCUCCAUGCUAGCAGGAGGCUCAGUGCCCAUACUUCAAUAAAUGGCUAUAAUAAAAUUAUCUUUUAGCGCACGCGCGCACGCACACACACACAGAUCUUUUAGACCAGUAUACCUACGACGAAUUGAUUUACUCAAUAAUACUUUUAUGCAAUGAACAACAAGUACAUUUGGCCUUUUAGCGUGCUACGGACAUCAAAAAAUAAAACAAAUCUUGUAUAUUUUGGUUAUUUUUAUUUCAGAAAUAUUUCUUUUUGUUAUGUUCUGGGCACAUCAUCUUCUAAUCUGCCGUUUAGUUAUUCAAUUUCGAAAUCGCAUUUUAUUGACACGGUGCAUGUA